Molecule: messenger RNA, 1822 nt
Organism: Glycine soja
Lineage: Eukaryota; Viridiplantae; Streptophyta; Magnoliopsida; Fabales; Fabaceae
Product: laccase-17-like
Exons: 6
Coding region: 1-1746 (581 amino acids)
Biological process (GO): lignin catabolic process
Cellular component (GO): apoplast
Molecular function (GO): hydroquinone:oxygen oxidoreductase activity; copper ion binding
Source: RefSeq, a predicted model, not a curated record
AUGGAACUUGCUUCUUUCUGCUCAUUAAGGGCCAUAUUUCUUUUCUCAUGUGCUCUGUGGAUAAUGCCAGAGUUAACACUAGCAAAGCAUGCAAAAAUCACCAGGCACUACAACUUUAAUGUCCAAUUACAAAAUGUCACAAGACUAUGUCAAACAAAGAGCAUUGUGACAAUUAAUGGUCGAUUUCCAGGGCCUAGAGUCAUAGCAAGAGAAGGUGACAGGCUAGUGAUUAAAGUGACCAACAAUGUUCCCUACAACGUUACCAUCCAUUGGCACGGUGUUCGCCAAUUACGGAGUGCUUGGGCAGAUGGACCUGCCUAUGUGACACAGUGUCCAAUUCAAACAGGCCAAACUUUUGUGUACAACUUCACAGUCACUGGCCAAAGAGGAACAUUGUGGUGGCAUGCCCACAUCUCAUGGCUAAGAACAACUCUUUAUGGUCCUAUUGUCAUUCUUCCCAAAAAACAUGUGCCUUACCCAUUCCCCCAAACCUUUAAGGAAGUCCCUAUCAUAUUUGGUGAAUGGUGGAAAGCAGACACAGAAACUGUUAUUAACCAAGCAAUGCAAACAGGAUUGGCACCUAAUCUCUCAGAUGCUUACACCAUCAAUGGUUUUCCAGGUUUUCUCUACAAUGGCACCACAAAAGAUACCUUCAAACUCAAGGUCAAGGCUGGGAAAACUUAUCUCCUGCGUCUGAUAAACGCUGCACUCAACAACGAGCUCUUCUUCGGCAUUGCAAACCACACACUCACUGUGGUUGAAGCUGAUGCAGUAUAUGUAAAGCCCUUCAGAACAAACUAUGUACUAAUAACACCAGGACAAACUAUUAAUGUUCUUCUCAAGACCAAGUCUAAGGCUCCAAAUGCAGCCUUUGUCAUAGCUGCUAGGCCUUAUGCUACAGGUCCUGCAGCUUUUGACAACACCACAGCCACUGGCUUGCUGGAGUACAAAAAAUCUUCAGUUUCAAACACAAAAACUAAGAACAAGAAGCUUCGUCUUCUUAGACCUGUGCUUCCUAAAUUCAAUGACACCGUCUUCGCAAUGAAAUUCAACAAGAAGGUCCGAAGCUUGGCCAAUGCAAGAUUCCCGGCAAAAGUUCCAAAAACUGUAGACAAACACUUCUUCUUCACUGUUGGAUUAGGCAUUAGCUCCUGCCCCAAAAACCAAGCAUGCCAAGGACCCAAUAACACCAGGGUGACUGCAGCCGUUAAUAAUGUGUCCUUUGUUAUGCCAAACAUUGCCUUACUCCAAGCCCAUUUUUUCAACAAAUCCAAAGGUGUGUACACCACUGAUUUCCCUGCUAAUCCACCCUUCAGAUUCAACUAUACUGGGACUCCACCAAACAAUAUCAUGAUAAGCAGUGGAACUAAGGCAGUGGUGUUGCCAUUUAAUGCAAGUGUGGAGUUGAUCCUGCAGGACACCAGCAUUAUUGGUGCUGAGAGCCAUCCACUUCACCUUCAUGGCUUUAACUUCUUUGUUGUUGGUCAAGGCAAUGGAAACUUUGACCCCAAGAAGGACCCAUCUAAGUUUAAUCUGGUUGACCCGGCUGAGAGGAACACCAUUGGUGUGCCAUCAGGAGGAUGGGUUGCCGUGCGCUUCUUUGCAGACAAUCCAGGUGUUUGGUUCAUGCACUGCCAUCUUGAAGUGCAUACGAGUUGGGGAUUGAAAAUGGCAUGGAUCGUCCAAGAUGGAAAGCUGCACCAUCAGAAGCUUCCACCUCCACCCUCUGACCUUCCCAAAUGUUAAAAAUUUACCACAAUAUAACUUUUUUUAUUUUUUCUACAUUUUUUUCUUCUGAGGUAUCCAAGAGUUAUAGAUACAU